UCAAUCAUGGCUCUCUCUAUUUCAGUUACUGUUCCUACGCUAUUGUUCGGUUAUUUUCUAUCAAGGACAAUUUAUAACCUCUUCUUUCACCCUCUGGCGAAGAUACCUGGUCCAUUUUUCGCCAAGAUCUCAAGAUUCCCUGGUUUCUACCACGCAAUCAAGGGUGAUAGACACCUUUGGAUCUGGCAAUGUCAUCAAAUAUACGGCGAUAAAAUCCGCGUGCAGCCCAACCAGGUUCUGUUCCUCUCGCAGCAGGCACAUCGCGACAUAUACAAUUACAAGGCCAAUGUGCGCCGCGCAAAGACCUACGAAGCGUGGAAAACAACGGAAGACCCAAAUACAGGCUUGACUGUUGACCCUGCGGCUCACGCUCGGAAGCGCAAGGUGCUGAAUCAAGCCUUCACUGGAGAGUCUGUCAAGCAUGCGGCGUCGUUCGCCAUUGAGCAUACCGAUAGGUGGAUCGACCUCCUCGUCAAGGACGAGGAUAUCGUGACCGAGGAUGGAUGGAGCAAAUUGCGCAACAUGUCGGAUUGGACCAACUACAUCAUUUUUGACAUCUUGGGUGACAUCUGCUUCGGGCGGUCGUUCGAGAUCAAAGAACCUGGACCAAACCCCAUCCGAGCGAUACCUGACCUGGUUUUGCACAAUGCUGUAAUCUUCUAUGCGAUUCUGCAAUCUCCACUUGUGGAGUUCGUUGUAUGGGCCAAACCUAAAGGUUUGGACAACAUCCUGAACAUGAUCGCUCCCCCAGAAUUAAAGACCUACUACGACUUCAUCAACGACAGUGUGGCACGGCGUAUAAAGGAAGAGAAUGAAAGCACUGAAGACGAAAGGUCGGCGCGCCGUGACAUGUUCCACUAUCUCUGCAAAGUGCGAGACCCGAUUACUGCGAAGCCGUACUCAGAAGACACGCUCAAAGGCGAAGCCCUUCUGCUCGUUGUCGCAGGAUCCGACACCACCUCUACGAUCCUCUCUGCAUUCUGGUUCUACAUCUCGCGCAACAAAUCUGUAUAUACCCGUCUUGUGAAUGAAAUCCGCUCGACUUUCGCGUCUUCCGACGAGAUAGUGGGCGGCGCGCAGAAGCUACAGUCGUGCACGUACGUCUGGGCCUGUAUUGACGAGUGUCUACGCAUUUCGCCCGCAGGACCCAGUGAGCUCGCGCGCGAGACGCUCUCAGGCGGACAUACCAUCGACGGGGAACACUUCCCUGCGGGCAUAGUUGUAGGCUGCGGUAUCUAUGCCAUGGGUCGCAACGAAGAGAUUUUCGGCGAUCCGACCCGCUUUCGUCCGGAGCGCUAUGUCCCCUCCGAGGCAACAGGCGUUACUGUUGAAGAUGUCAAUAGGCUGAAGGCAUCCUAUCAUCCCUUCCUGACUGGUCCCACCAAUUGUGUCGGCAAGAACAUUGCAAUGACGGAGAUGGCGCUGAUCAUCUGCAGGACUUUGUUCAGGCUCGAUGUUAGAAGCGUUGUUGGUGAGGACCUAGGCGCAGGGCACCCCAGUUUGGGUUGGGGCAGGCGGGAUAGGUCGCAGUAUCAGAUUGCGGAUGCUUUCGUCAGUGUACACAAGGGGCCUUUGGUGCAGUUCAGAAAACGCAGCGUUUAG
Molecule: messenger RNA, 1602 nt
Organism: Periconia digitata
Lineage: Eukaryota; Fungi; Ascomycota; Dothideomycetes; Pleosporales; Periconiaceae
Source: the annotation of a GenBank genome assembly